AUUGGUGAAUUCAGAAAGGGGUGUGUAGAGGGAUAUUUGGAGUGAGUGUAUAUACGUUAUCGGAGAUCAGUUGGACAUCAGUUUCCACUGGCAACCUGCAUAGAAGACAACAGACCAAGAAGAAAUCCCCUAGACACCGGUGACACGAUGACCAAGAUGCUGAUGCUGUCCAUUUUGGUUGCAAUUUUCUUCAGUGCAUGUAUGUGUGACUCUACUGGGCAAAACGAGUGCACAGUAGAACGACUUGAACCUACAAUAGAAGCAACGACAUGCGGUGGAUGCACAACCAUCCGAUACACCAACGGGACACUCAUUGAGAUACAGUUUUUCACAAACGAGACGAUGACUGUGGCCCAGGUAGGAGAUGACACCAACUCAUGCUACGUACAACGCCUGACCCUGAUGCCAGAAGGGAUUGAUUAUGCUGAGACUACUUUGACUGAGGUUGCUGAGGAUGCUGAUGAAGAUAAAUCUGCCGCAAUCCAAGCUCUUGUUCCCGAGUGCCAAGGUCGGAACAUCAAAAUCUUGGAGGAGGCAACUGAAGAACCUAACACAAGAAGAAAGAAGAGACGGUGCUUUUAUUAUCUUCGCUGUACACAGGUGUUUCGUUUAGGGCUUGGGUGGUUCAGUUACUGUAGAUAUGUGUAUAUUUGCAGACCAUUUUGGGGUUAAUAGAAAUAGUUAGCUUGAAUAACAUUAUGACCAUUUUGUUAUGUUCUAUGUUUGUCUCAAUUCAAUGACUACAAAAAUACAUAUUAAUAAUUUCCUGGCAGGUGUCAAAUUGUAUUAUCCAGUCGAGUUCUAGUGAUAUUUGCAAAAUAUAAUAUUUUUGUCCAUACUAAUUAAACUAGGUGUUUUGACAAUGCGAAAUUCUGUACUAGUUUUGCAAAUAUGUUUUUAAUUGAAUAAAUAUUCAUCAUAGACAAA
Messenger RNA from Haliotis rufescens (red abalone), 927 nucleotides. RefSeq lists its product as uncharacterized. The transcript is spliced from 6 exons. NCBI's taxonomy places the organism in Eukaryota, Metazoa, Mollusca, Gastropoda, Lepetellida, Haliotidae. The coding region runs from base 148 to 672 and encodes 174 amino acids. The record is from RefSeq and is a predicted model, not a curated record.